GGAUGCUCCGUACAUCUCCGAGCAAACAUGGAGGAGAAGCUGAUUGUUGCUGUGACGGACUUCCCCGAACUUUACAAUACCGCUGCGAAAGAAUAUAGAGAUAUUCACAAAAAGGCCGCGGCAUGGGAACUUGUUGGUGCCAGAAUUAACACAUCAGGUGAAAAGGCCAAAAAGCGGUGGAAAAAUCUAAGAGACACAUACAUGCGAGUCUGCAAAUCUCUGAAAGAAAGAAAGAGUGGUUCAGCUGCUGGCGGGCAGAAGACUUGGAAGUACUAUCAGAUCAUGUCCUUCCUGGAGCCACACCUCAAAGAGCGAGUCACAAGUGGAAACCUAACAGCAGAUGACCUCCAGCAAGAAGAGGAGAUCAUAUCGACUCUGGAACCAGCACUAGAGGAGGAAGAUAGCUCCAGUGUUUUUUCACACAACCCUGAUAUGGUCAGUGACACCAGUAGUCCAUUCUCACUUGACCAGUCAUUCCAGCAGCCAUCUUCAAUUCAACAAACACACCAGUCAGCUCAUGGAAAACGAAAGCGGCCUGCUGACAGCUUUGAAGCAACCAUCCUCAACAGGUUGGACAACAUUCAAGCCCAGCUGAAGCAGGGUGAUGAGGAUGAACUGUACCUUCAGAGCCUUUUGCCAACAUUCAGGCGUCUGACAGGAGCUAGAAAAUCUAUGGCCAAGGUGGAGAUCAUGAAAGUGCUCCACAAAAUUGAAUUUGGAGAGGAGUGACAUUUCUACAAGUUUAUUUUUUUUGUAGUUCACCUGUUCUACACACAGCAUAGUCUGUGUAUGUUUGUUCUUUAAUACAGACCCAGAGGGCAGUUAUUUGUUAUUUAAUUUUAAUUUAAUAUAUUGCAGCAAAGCACAUUUUAGGCACUGCAGAUUAUAUACUAUAAUUUUCUUUGUUGUUGCCUACCUCGUUUCGUUCAAGUCGAGCGCUGUGAGUUUUAAUAAAAACUUUUCUACUUUC
Messenger RNA from Nothobranchius furzeri (turquoise killifish), 970 nucleotides. RefSeq names its product transcription factor Adf-1. NCBI's taxonomy places the organism in Eukaryota, Metazoa, Chordata, Actinopteri, Cyprinodontiformes, Nothobranchiidae. Gene Ontology annotation, biological process: regulation of transcription by RNA polymerase II. Gene Ontology annotation, molecular function: DNA binding. The record is from RefSeq and is a predicted model, not a curated record. Gene Ontology annotation, cellular component: nucleus; transcription regulator complex.